UAUGGAUGGCUGCUGUGCUUCGGAAUAUUUAUAUCAACUUGUUGCCAAACAAUGAGUUUACACCAUGCUUAUUGGUUUGGAACAAAGUUGUCAAUUGAGGUGCGUGGUUCAUUGAUCGGGACAAUGUAUAGGAAGAUGUUAAGAUUGAAUCAUACAUCUAGGACAAAGUAUACUGGCAAGAUAAUCAAUCUUAUAACUAUGGAUGCUGGAAAUGUUGGCGAAUACUUCUGGACAUCAUAUUGUGAUGUACUCAUACAUCCACUUCAUAUCAUUUUGCUACUACUCCUACUAUGUUAUAUCAUUGGACCAUCUGGCUUGGUUGGAUUCGCGACAUUAGGCAUAUUCCUACCUCUAACAACAUUCUUCAACACGAGAAAGAAUCGAUACUUUACUCAAACAAUGGGUCACUCUGACAAGAGAAUCAAGAUAAUCAGCGAGUUCAUAUGUGGCAUCAGAUUCCUAAAGUUGUACAACUGGGAGCGAUACUUCUUUGAUCGAUGUGAUGUCGAGCGUAACAAACAACUCGAUUCGAGUAGGACCCAGUUGAUGUAUUAUGUGAUCGAUCAAACAUUUGCAAGCAUGUCCAAUCUCGUAGUAUUGUUGGCUACAUUUGGAACAUACAUUGGUGUUGGCAACACACUCACUGCUCAGACUGCAUUCCCUGCACUCACCAUACUAUACGGACUAAGAACACCACUCUACAUGUGGACAUUUGUUCUCCAAAAGAUGUUACAGAUGAUGGCCAGUACCAAGCGUAUCGAGGAGUUCCUUCAAGCACCCGAAGUAGCAGCCACCUCGUCACCAUCAGAUUCAUCAGAUGGUGUUUCGAUCAAAGAUAGCGAGUUCACAUGGAAUGAUCAAUCCAUCAAUGAUUUCCAAGACAAGGAUAGCUCAAGCUUGUUGAGCAUGGAAUCAUCCCACUCACAUUCAAACUCAGUUCUAAAAGGUAUCAACUUUGAACCCCCAAAGGGCAAGUUGACGGUCAUUGUUGGAAGGGUUGGUGAGGGCAAGUCAAGUUUGGUCUCGGCAAUAUUGGGAGAGAUCAAGAUGGUUGCUGGAAGCGUGGCUAGACCGGAGUCAGUUGGAUAUACACCUCAAGUACCUUGGAUAUUAAGUGGAACAGUUAGAGAUAAUAUCCUGUUUGGUAGACCUUUGGACUGGAAGAGAUACAAGGAUGUCUUGGAGGCAUGUUGUUUGAAAGUUGAUUUGGUCGACUUCCCAAUGAAAGACUUGUCAGAGAUAGGAGAGAAGGGUAUCAGUCUAUCAGGUGGCCAGAAACAACGAAUAUCUCUAGCACGAUGUCUCUAUGCUAAUACCGAUGUCAUUGUGAUGGAUGAACCACUCUCGGCUGUUGAUGCAGAGGUUGGCAAACACCUCUUUGAAGAAUGCAUUCAAGGAAUGAUGAGUGGACGCACACGGAUCCUUGUCACCCAUCAGAUCCAAUUCAUCUCAUCUGCCGAUCACAUUGUAGUCAUUGAACAAGGACGUCUCAUUCAAGGUACCUACGAUCAACUCCAGUCCAAAGGCAUUGACUUUGAGGAGAUUAUGAAUACCAAAUUUGGUGGUGGUGUAGGUUUGGGUGUGGAACCAUCCCAUCCUCCUGCUACCAGUGACCCUCUCACCAAUUCAGUGGACCAGGUCAAACAUAUUGACAUCAAUGAUUGUGUUGUGAUUGACCAAUCAAUUAUACAUGAUCCAGUCAAUGAACUAAGAGCCAAGUUGAUCACAGUUGAGGAGAGGAACAAGGGAGAGAUUGGCAAGUCAACAUACAUCCCAUACUUCAAAUCAGGUGGACCUACAAUACUUUACAUCUUUGUGUUCCUAGCCUAUCUCUGUGCCCAACUCGCCAGUCAAUCAGCAGACUAUUGGUUACUAAUUUGGACGAGUAAUAAUGGUGAAUCCAAACAUUAUCUUAUGAUCUAUGGAUUGAUCAUCGCCAUAUUUGGAAUAUUGGUCUGCGUCAAGAUGACAUCGAUAUCAUACAUGACAUGGAAUGCAUCCAAGAAGCUACAUCAUACCAUGAUGCAUAGUGUAUUCAAUUCACCAACGACAUUCUUUGAUAGUAACCCAUCUGGCCGCAUACUUAAUCGAUUCUCCAAGGAUAUUGGCGACCUUGACUAUGCCCUACUCGAAUCAAUCAAUGACGUGGUGUCCUGUGGCACAUCAUUCCUCAUCGCCCUGGCAUUGAUGGCAUACCUCACGCCCUACAUCCUAAUCCCCGUCUGCCUCCUCUCUUUGUAUUACUACCAGAUACAAAAGUUCUACCGCCACUCAAGUCGUGAACUCAAAAGAAUGGACUCAAUCUCGAGAAGUCCCAUCUUUGGCCAUGUCAGCGAAUCAUUCAAUGGUCUGUCAUCCAUCCGAGUGUUUGGACAACAACAACGCUUUGUUGACACCUUUGAUCAACAUGUCGAUCUGAACCUGCGCAUAUUCUACCAUGCCUACUCGGUCAACCGAUGGCUGGGCAUGAACCUGGAACUGAUGACAGGUCUCAUGGUACUCUCCGCAUCAAUUAUCGCCAUGCUCACCGCCAGCUACUCUCCCAGUGUCGCGGGAAUCGUGGUAACCUCAGCCAUUGGCAUCACUGGAAUGCUCAAUAUCGCCAUUCGCCAAUACUCAGAGUUGGAGGUGAGGAUGAACUCGGUGGAGCGCAUCCUCGAGUAUGUCCAGCUUCCUCGUGAGGGUGCAAGAGUGGUCGCGGACAACCGACCAGACGAGGGAUGGCCGAACAGAGGUGAGAUUGAGUUCAAGAACAUUGAGGUGCGAUAUCGUCCCAACCUGGAGCCCAGCUUACGAGACAUCAACCUGUCGAUUGGAGCCGGCAAUAAGAUUGGCAUUGUCGGUCGCACUGGCGCUGGCAAGAGCACGAUUGGUCUCACACUCUUCCGCCUCGUGGAGCCUUGCAAGGGAGCGAUAUACAUCGAUGGCGUGGACAUCACAAAGAUUGGACUGGACGAUUUGCGAGGCAAACUAUGUGUCAUCCCCCAAGACCCAUUCAUCUUCUCGGGUACAGUUCGCAUGAACAUCGAUCCAUUCAAUGAGCACACAGACUUGGAUCUCUGGCAGGCAUUGGAGAAAGUCAAUAUGAAGCAUGUUGUCGAGUCAAUGCCAAUGAAGUUGGAUGGUACAUUGGAGGAAGGAGGUGAUGGCUUCUCUGUAGGCCAGAAACAACUACUAUGUCUUGUUCGCGCACUCUUGAACAAGUCACCUGUUAUCUUGAUGGAUGAGGCCACUGCCUCUUUGGACUAUGCUACCGAUGCUUUGAUCAAACGAGUGAUUGAGACCAACUUCAAAGAUCGAACUGUAUUGACUAUAGCACAUAGAUUGGAUACCAUCAUUGACAGUGACCUAAUAGUAGUCGUAGAUCGUGGACAAGUUGUUGAGUAUGAUAGUCCAAACAACCUACUCAAUCUCCAACCAGAUAGUAGAUUCAAACAACUUGUCAAUGCUCAAUCUAAUGUAUUAUCAUUACGUCAUGGUAAUGGUAUUGGUAACAGUUCACCAGAU
This is a messenger RNA of Acytostelium subglobosum LB1, 3507 nucleotides long. RefSeq lists its product as hypothetical. Gene Ontology annotation, biological process: transmembrane transport. NCBI's taxonomy places the organism in Eukaryota, Evosea, Eumycetozoa, Acytosteliales, Acytosteliaceae. The annotation marks the transcript as partial. Gene Ontology annotation, cellular component: membrane. The transcript has a single exon. The record is from RefSeq and is a predicted model, not a curated record. Gene Ontology annotation, molecular function: ATP binding; ABC-type transporter activity; ATP hydrolysis activity.